Molecule: messenger RNA, 5112 nt
Organism: Triplophysa rosa
Lineage: Eukaryota; Metazoa; Chordata; Actinopteri; Cypriniformes; Nemacheilidae
Gene: psd3l
Product: pleckstrin and Sec7 domain containing 3, like
Exons: 16
Coding region: 129-3317 (1062 amino acids)
Biological process (GO): regulation of ARF protein signal transduction
Molecular function (GO): guanyl-nucleotide exchange factor activity
Source: RefSeq, a predicted model, not a curated record
GAGUGAGAACAUCAGCCGGAUUAGAAUGAAGAAACCACUGGAGAUCUGAGCUGAGAAUCAGAAUCAGGACAAGCUUGACAUCAGAUGAAUUCCCUCAUCGGUGUCUGCGUCAGAAGAACCCUGAAGUCAUGAGUGAAGUGAGUGAAAAACCCAAACUCACUUCAGCGUCCAGAGGAAGCUUCCUCCACCCCGGACCACGACCGGACCACCACGCUUCAGCCAUCAAACCCAAACUGAGACCCAAGCCUCUCGUCCUUCCACCAGUUCCUGCGCUUCCGCUCAUAGGUCCCAGCAAAGCCCGACAGCCGCACACCAGCUGGGUUCACAGCGCCAAACAGAAAGAAGAGGCCGGUGUUAAACGCUGCCGGACCCCCGACGGGACCUCCUUUCUGUCUGCCGUCAUUGAGCAGACCUCGAAGCUGUAUGGAGACAGAUCCUCCUGGACACCUGACACUCAUUCUGUGACAUCACAUCCACACACAAAUACACAGUCAACACAGAGCAUCAUGAUGUCAUCGGCCAAGGGUGAGGUGUUCGAGCGGCUCAGCAGCUCAUCUAAACACGCUCAGACUGUUGCCAAAGCCAAAUACCAGUUUCUGUUUGGAAAUCCAGAAGACACAAGCACAUCAGACAACGUGGUCGUCUCUUGGUCUCCAGCACUGGAGGAAAGCAGCACGGGCCUUGAUUCUGCUGUAGAAGAUGAGGAGGACAUCGACGAGACCUCACUCUUCCAGGAGAUUGACAGGGAGCUGUCUAACCUGUUGAGCGGCCUGACCGCUCGCUGUCAGCAUGCUGUGGCCCAACAGAGCGAGACGUCAGGAGACGCCACCACUUCGCCCAUGAUCCCCUGCCACGAAGACAACGGGACGCCAUCUCAGCCGGAUAUGGCCAAUCAGGGCGUAGACCUCCAGAACGGUCAGCCCGAGUCUCUCCUGACGUCUAGCCUGCUGUUUGACUCGUGGUGCGAGGCGCUCAUAAAGGACCCCAGCUCCGUAGUGCCCACCGCAGGAGAGCUGACCUGUUUCAGCGCUGGAGACCCCGGGAGCCAAAAUAAACCCGACGUCAGCCCGGCGCAAGGAGAGCACGCCGGAAACGUGCCCGGCCUCGCUGGAGACCCCUCGACGGGACUCUUAGACGAGUCUCUAGAGGAAUCCAGUAAAAUCCUGGCUGAAGUCCCGGGCAUCUUCAGCGCCUUUCUGGACGGAGGCAAGCAGCGGGAGAAGCCGGGGAAGAAGCUGCGCUUUGAGGCGAGUCUGGUGAACGGAGAAGCGCAGGACGGAGCAGAAGUGCGCUGUAAUGUGAAAGAGGAAGUGACGCAGGACACACAUCGAACAGAAACCACAGGAACAUCAGAGGAACCUGAACACAAACCAACACAACACAGCUCAGACAGGUGUUCAGAAGGUCAAUCCAGUGAGAUCGACACCACUGAUGUCUUCAGCUGUCACUUCGAGACCAUCCUGGAGUCAGAGCGACUGUGUGGGACUCUCUACAGCAGCAUGGACUCUCUGGACACCCUGUCCAACCCCGUGCCUAAACCCGGCUGUCAGAAUCCCCUUGAACCCUCCUUCGCUUUCGAUAUCCCCCUGACGCCCAUGAUCCAGCAGCGACUGAAGGACAGAAGUCUGUUCCUGGACCCCGGCUCAGACCCUGAGGUGUUGAGCGUCACCGCCACACAGACGAGCGGCCGGCCGGCUCUGGAGGUGACCUCAUCGUCUCUCUCGGCCGGCUGCGAGGAUGCCAGCGCGUCGGGUCACGGCGGGUCAGCGCUGGUGAACGGCCUGAUGAAUGAGAAAGACCCCAGAGAUUGGCUGCAGGGCUGUCUAAGCAGCGAUGCAGGGCUGAAGGACACGCUGACGGACUGGGACUCGGUCAUGGAUGGAGACGAAUGUGUUAAAGACACAGAUGUUCUCCACAACGGAAGUCGCAGCGACCAAGAAGCCGCCCAGCGCCUGGCCAGACGUCUCUACCACCUGGAGGGCUUUCGUCGCUCGGAUGUCGCCAAACAUCUGGGCAAGAACAAUGACUUCAGUAAGAUGGUGGCAGAAGAGUACCUCACAUUCUUCCAGUUUACAGGCAUGACAUUGGACCAAUCUCUCAGAUGUUUUCUGAGAGCGUUCUCACUGAUUGGUGAAACUCAGGAGAGAGAGCGGGUGUUAAUUCAUUUCUCUGAGCGCUACUAUCAGUGUAACCCCACCAUCAUCACCACACAAGAUGGAGCUCAUUGCCUUACGUGUGCGCUAAUGCUGCUCAACACUGACCUUCAUGGCCCUAAUAUUGGAAAGAAGAUGACGUGCCAGGAGUUCAUCAAUAACCUGGACGGGCUCAACGGAGGACAAGAUUUCCCCCGAGAACUGCUGAAGUCGUUGUAUAACUCCAUCAAGAAUGAGAAGCUGGAAUGGGCCGUUGAUGGAGAUGAGCUGAAGAAGUCUCUGUCUGAGCUGGUGGAUAAGAGCGAUCACACUCGCACUAAGAGCAUCAGUCGCAUCAGCAGCGGCAGUAACCCGUUUCUGAACAUCGCUCAUGACCCCAACGCUGCCGUCUACAAAACCGGUUUCCUGGCCCGCAAAAUCCACGCUGACAUGGACGGCAAGAAAACACCGAGAGGCAAGAGAGGCUGGAAGACCUUUUAUGCAGUUCUCAAAGGCAUGAUCCUGUAUCUGCAGAAGGACGAGUAUAAGGCGGAGAAGGCCCUGUCAGAGGAGGAUCUGAAGAACGCCAUCAGCGUGCAUCACGCUCUGACCAUCAAGCCCGUGGACUAUGAGAAGAAGCCCAACGUUCUGAAGCUGAAGACCGCUGACUGGAGAGUUUUCCUCUUUCAGGCUCAGAGCCCUGAGGAAAUGGAGUCCUGGAUUAGAAUAAUCAACUCUGUGGCGGCCAUGUUUUCAGCCCCGUCAUUCCCCGCUGCCAUUGGCUCACAGAAAAAGUUCAGCCGCCCGCUGCUGCCGGCGACCACCACCCGAAUGUCUCAGGAAGAGCAGCUGAAGUCCCACGAGGCCAAGCUGAAGCACGUGUCCACAGAGAUAGCCGAGCACAGAUCCUAUCCUCCAGAUAAGAAGGUCAAAGCCAAAGAGAUCGACGAGUACCGCUUGAAAGAGCACUACCUGGAAUUCGAGGAGAGCCGUUACAAGAUGUACGUGAAGCUUCUGAAAGAGGGCGUGAAGGAGCUCCUGACGGCCAGAGACGGUGACGCCGCGCUGAAGAAAUCACAGUCCAGUCCUUCUCUCAACCAGGAGUCCCAGCCGGCCGCCGCCAAGGUCAAGCGCAACACGUCCGAACGCAAGGACUACAGGCCCGACGCACCCAAAGUCACAUAGACUGAAACCGGCCGUCACGCCAUCACCCGUGACUCUAUUCCCGUGUCGUUUCUGUUUAUCUGCCCGCCGCUGAAACAUUACACCGUGUCAACUGUAGAAAGCCAUGCGUGGAUUGGAGGGUGUAAAGCAGCCGGUGCUCGUGGAGAAUGUCGUGCAGAACGUCUUUGGCUUUUAUGUGUUCGUUGUGUAAAGAUUUGAUUUGAGAAUACCAUAUGUGUGCUUUAUCUCGGAGAGCUUCAGUGUAGUGCAAACAUUAGAUGCAGUCCCACUCUUAGCAUAGAAGUGUUCACCACACGAGGGCGUUUGGAUUGCAGUGCAUGAGUAGCAGUUUCAUUGUGAUGAACAGUAGAUUACUAACCCACUACUAACCAUCUGAAUCUAUAGCUCUAUACAUACUGACACACGCCUCACGUAUGAUACCAGCAUGUCACAGCAGUGGACAGAAACUACACACAGAUUUGAUCAUAAUGAGGAUGAGGAGGAUUUCCAGGUACGUCAGACUGCCAAAGCCAUCACACGCUCGGCGGUCUGUGCCAUUUCUUUUUCUAUCUGUUGGGUAUUCCUCGGCUUUUUCAGUAGUGGAAAUGCCCAAAUGCUCUUCUUUUCCUGUAUUUUGUAAUCUUCUUUGAACAUUAUUAUUGUUGUAAAGAUGACGGUAGUAUUUCUAGUGCACUUUAUGACUUUCUUCUUUGGAGUAUUUUAGAGAAAUAGCUUUCUAAAGGCUAGUGUUACGUUACGUCAUUGUAUAUGGCAGGGUUUUUGAAGCAUAACCAAAUGAUGUGGAUGUUAUUGAAGGUACAGAGCUGACGACGGCUCGACGUGUCGUGUUAGUUUGUCUCGUGUUUUUACUCUCAUGUUUAGGAUUUUAAAGUCGGUUUGGUACUUUUGCCUCUUGAUGCUGAAUAUCGCGUGACAUUUUUACACAGGUGUGUGUGUGUUUUUGUUUGUUUGCACACCGCCAUUACGUCCAGUUUCUGAACAUGUAUUAUAAACGAACAGCUGUUUAGACACAAUGGUUUAUUGAAUCCCUUUUGUUUACUUGAAAUAUUUCGAUGGACACUUUAUUUUUGUUAGCUUUGUUAUUUUGAGUUUUUCAGCUGUUCGACAGUGUGUUUCCUUCUUUUAAGCUCUUAUAACUUUAUUUCUCUUCUGUCUAGUCCUGAAGCCAAAAGCACUCGUGGCAUCUUUGAUGUAUUUUUGGCUUUUUUGAGCGGUAUGUUCACACACACACGCACGCACACAUUAAUACUAUGAUAUCAGUACGUAAGGUGAUGUUGAACGUGUUUUACGUUGUUUUCUGAGCACUAACCCUUUAACGGUGCACGUGGAACAGAGAAACACACGUUUCAUUGAUUCUCUUCAGCAGGACACAUGUUGUACCGUACGGAUGAUGACAUGUAAAUACACCAGAUAUCAUUCAUGAGAGGAACCAAGGUGAAGUUCAUGUUUGAACUGAGCUUGAUGGUGAACUCCUUGACUCAUUGUCAUGUGUGUGUGUUUAGUUUUUGCUGAUGUCCUCUGUAAUGCUGUUCUGUCAUGAAGGAGAGCAGAUGGGUUGUGAUGCGCCUCAGCCAUGGCUUUGGGUCCAAACUCAGACCUAGUGAAAUCUCUUUUCUAGCUGUGAUCCUGUAAUAUUCCCUUCAAUCUGUAAAUGCUGUUCAAUAUACCCGUGGCUGUGUUUUCAGAGGAUUGAAUCUGUUCAAUGAUCUGCUGGCACGAGUGUGUCUUACGUCUGCCUACAGAGAUCAGGAACACAGUGUUGGCUUCCGUGAAUAAAAUGCUGUAUUUAAUCGUC